AUGGCAGCUAACCGAAGUAUAUUUCUUUUUGUAGCGGAGGGAUGUACACUGUGGGUACCGACACAUGUACCAAAUGAGAAUGAGAACCAACCGGUCCACAUGCUCAACUACGCAAGUCCACGCGAACUUUCACGCUCUUUUCGCCUGUUUGAUGAACCCAUUCAACUUGUCGACGAUCCCGUUGCCGCCGCUCGCAUUAGCGGUGCCAUGACGCCAGCUGACGUAAUUAAAGCUGUUAAUGAGUUCCGUCGUGCAUGUGCGGAGGAUCAUGACCUUCUCAUGAAGAAGUGUUACAAUUCCAAUAAGCAGGUAUCAUCCGAGGUGCAGUUAGCUCCGCAGGCUUCUACCGGCCCAGCUCCGCAACCGCUGCUGACCAACACCAUGGGUACCACAGGAUCAUAUGGUGCUAGUCCGAAUACUGGUGUUAGUACUCCCACUCCACUUACCAACCAGGCACUGCUGCUGAUGAUUUUGCAACAACAACAGCAACAGCAACAGCAACAUCAGGCGGCAAUGCUUUCUCAACCGUCGCCACUACAUCAACCUCCCCCGAUGAGUUUUAACAACCCAUCCCUGAUGGGCAGCGUCCCGCCUCCGAUGGGUACUGGCGUGAAUAUGCCCAUGGACAACCGUGGAAUGGUGGCUCCACCCGUCCCUAUGCCGUACGGUACACCAUAUUACAUGAUGAACCAACCGGUUUGUGGAGCUGGACUCAUGCCACCACCAAUACAGUAUGGUGGCUCCGCGUACGGCAAAGGUGGCCGAGGUUUAGGCAGGGGUGCCAGAGGCGGUCGCGGUGGAAACGCUCACUGGUCGUUGUCGCCGUAUGCGCGCAGCGAACCGGAUCCACUGCCGCCCCUUGCCAACAUACCACCGGACGUGUACGAAAACUAUGUGAGAGGGGGCAGAGAACUUGUUUGUGCCACGAUGCCGGGGCCACGUUGCACUGCCUGGGCACGGGAGCACACGGUGCCUACGAAUAGAAGAGACACGCGCUAUGUACAUUGCCGGGGUGGUGUAGUGCUCAUAUUGAAGGCAAAGGCUUCGGAUAUAGAAAAUAGCAAACCAGUGGAGCUCAUUGAUCAGCAGGUGUGCGCACACUUUGUUAUUCAUGGUUACUGCUCCCGCAACAACUGCAUGCACCGACACUAUACUGAACAGCAGUUGCGCGAGUUGAUCGCCUCAAAAAUUACAGAAUUACGGGCUCUCACGAAAUCCCAGCGGCAGAACCUUAGCCUGGCGUUGCUCGAAAAAGAAAGAAGAUCCUCUGUGGCAGCCCACGACGCGCGAGGUCUUCGUUCGGGUGGACACGGCGAGAACAGCGGGAAGAACGAUGAGGUGGUGAGGGAUGCGGAGCCGUCAGUCCGUUCUCCCACUUCACCCCCAACACCACACUUGCAGUCGUUUAGUGGACAUGCGGUUGCUGCUGCUGGUGGCUCUACCCAUUCUGGUGGUGGGAAUAACAGCAAAGCGAGGAUAAGUGGCAAGUUCCUCAGCGGCGGCGUGGAGUGCGAGAGUGGCGACAGGGGACGUGGGGUCUCGAACUCUUCCCCUUCUCGACUAGAACCGGAAAAACAAGGACGUAAGCCCAUGCAUACGGUAGAAAUUGGUGUUACAGACAGCAAUAGCGAUAACGGUGGCGAUGACAAUGACCUAUUUACCGGAUCGAACCGUUCCUCAACUGCCUCUGCCAUGUCGGAAGGAGGUUUGGAUAUCUCGGUCGAUAACGUUACGGCCGAGUCAAAAACGGCUCCGGACGAAAUAUCGGAAGCGAGCAAGGCAGCGUCACCAGCGGAGUCAAAUAUCCCCCCUGAGAUACCCUCCGAGCUACCACAGGUUCAAGUGAAUGGUAUGGAAGUACCACACAAUGAGGAGGGUGAGAGCGAAAACAAAGAGAGUUGUGAGAGCGGCACUAAAGAGGAGGGUGAGAAAUCAGACCCCGUUCCCUCAACGUGUGCGGAGGUGAACAAGGUGCAAACAAAGGCAAGGCGGGGCCGCCGUGUUAAGGACAGUGAGGAAAACACUGGCGAGGUCGCCGAGAAUGCAGCAGAGGCAGAGGAAGCGGCUCCUGUAGGAGAGGGGGAGGAGGAUACCAAGAAAGGUAAGACCAAAGGAAGUACAGCGGCUGCGAAGCGGUCCCGCUCCACCCCCUCGAAACCCUCUGCAACGAAAAAGAGGGAACGAAAAUAG
Trypanosoma brucei brucei TREU927 is the source of this 2190-nucleotide messenger RNA. RefSeq lists its product as hypothetical. The record is from RefSeq and is a predicted model, not a curated record. The coding region runs from base 1 to 2190 and encodes 729 amino acids. Gene Ontology annotation, molecular function: metal ion binding. The transcript has a single exon. Lineage: Eukaryota; Euglenozoa; Kinetoplastea; Trypanosomatida; Trypanosomatidae.